CGUCCCCGGGCUGGGCGCGGCCGCCACUCGGCGGCGAUCGCGGGGCGGGCGCGCGAGCUCGGCCCCCCCCCCCCGGGAUGGGGGCGGGAUUUUAGAAAGAAGCCCCAGACUCCGCGAGUGGAUGCCGGGGGCGCUUCCUCGCAGCGCGCUUGCACCGCGGGUCGGUCCGCCCAGGAGCGCCCGGGCUCCUAGACUUUAUUUGCUGUUUCUUUCGGCGCCGCUCGCCAGAGGACCCGGUUGCCAUGGUGAAGGAGAAAGUGGCCCACCCUCAGGACCCUCACCACCCGUCGGAGAAGCCUGUCAUUCACUGCCAUAAAUGUGGGGAGCCAUGCAAGGGUGAAGUACUUCGGGUCCAGGCGAAACAUUUCCACAUCAAAUGUUUCACCUGCAAAGUGUGCGGCUGUGACCUGGCACAAGGGGGCUUCUUCAUAAAGAACGGCGAGUACCUCUGCACCCUGGAUUACCAGAGGAUGUAUGGGACGCGCUGCCAUGGCUGUGGGGAGUUCGUGGAAGGAGAGGUGGUUACUGCCCUGGGCAAGACCUAUCAUCCCAACUGCUUUGCGUGUACUAUCUGCAAGCGCCCGUUUCCACCCGGAGACCGAGUCACGUUCAAUGGGAGAGACUGCCUUUGUCAGCUGUGUGCGCAGCCAAUGUCGUCCAGCCCUAAAGAAGCCUCCUGCUCCAGCAACUGCGCUGGCUGCGGACGGGACAUCAAGAAUGGGCAGGCGCUGCUGGCCCUGGAGAAGCAGUGGCACUUGGGGUGCUUUAAGUGCAAGUCCUGCGGGAAGGUGCUCACCGGGGAGUACAUCAGCAAGGACGGCGCUCCGUACUGUGAAAAGGAUUACCAGGGGCUCUUUGGGGUGAAAUGUGAAGCCUGCCACCAGUUUAUCACAGGGAAGGUCCUGGAGGCAGGUGACAAACAUUACCACCCCAGCUGUGCACGAUGCAGCAGGUGCAACCAGAUGUUCACAGAAGGAGAGGAAAUGUAUCUUCAAGGUUCCACCGUUUGGCAUCCCGACUGUAAGCAAUCUACCAAGACUGAGGAAAAGCUACGGCCCACCAGGACUUCCUCUGAAAGCAUUUACUCUAGACCAGGCUCCAGUAUUCCUGGGUCUCCAGGUCAUACUAUCUACGCGAAAGUGGACAAUGAAAUCCUGGAUUAUAAGGAUUUAGCAGCCAUUCCCAAGGUCAAGGCAAUAUACGAUAUUGAGCGUCCAGAUCUUAUUACCUAUGAGCCUUUCUACACUUCGGGCUAUGAGGACAAACAGGAGAGGCAGAGCCUGGGAGAGUCUCCAAGGACUUUAUCUCCUACUCCGUCAGCAGAAGGCUACCAGGAUGCUCGGGACCGGGUGAUCCACCGGUCCACCAGCCAGGGCUCCAUCAACUCCCCCGUCUACAGCCGCCACAGCUACACUCCAACCACGUCUCGCUCUCCCCAGCAUUUUCACAGACCUGGCAAUGAGCCGUCCAGCGGCCGGAACUCCCCUCUCCCUUCCCGGCCAGACAGCCGCCCUGUCACUCCAACUUACGCUCAGGCCCCUAAACAUUUCCAUGUUCCAGAUCAAGGGAUCAACAUUUACCGAAAACCACCCAUCUACAAACAGCAUGAUGCAGCUGCCUUGGCAGCCCAGAGCAAGUCUUCAGAAGACAUCAUCAAGUUUUCCAAGUUCCCAGCAGCCCAAGCUCCAGAUCCCAGCGAGAUACCAAAGAUUGAGACGGAUCACUGGCCUGGGCCCCCCUCACUUGCUGCCGUAGGAGCCGACUCGAGACGCAGAUCUAGUGGCAGAGAGGAAGAUGACGAGGAGCUUCUGAGGCGCCGGCAGCUGCAAGAAGAGCAAUUAAUGAAGCUCAACUCGGGCCUGGGCCAGUUGAUACUGAAAGAGGAGAUGGAGAAGGAGAGCCGGGAGAGGUCAUCCCUGUCAGCCAGUCGCUAUGAUUCUCCCAUCAACUCAGCUUCACAUGCUCUAUCAUCUAAAACCUCAUCUCUCCCAGGCUAUGGAAAAAAUGGGCUUCACCGGCCUGUUUCCACAGACUUUGCUCAGUACAACAGCUAUGGGGACGUCAGCGGGGGAGUUCGAGACUACCAGACCCUCCCAGAUGGCCACAUGUCUGGGACAAGAAUGGAUCGGGGGGUGUCCAUGCCCAACAUGUUGGAACCAAAGAUAUUUCCAUAUGAAAUGCUGAUGGUGACCAACAGAGGGCGCAACAAAAUCCUGAGAGACGUGGACAGAACCAGGCUGGAGCGCCACUUAGCCCCAGAAGUGUUUCGGGAGGUCUUUGGAAUGUCCAUACAGGAGUUUGACAAGUUACCUCUUUGGAGACGCAACGACAUGAAGAAGAAAGCGAAACUCUUCUAGGCCCCUCCCUCCCCCGGCGUAGACAGCAGGUAGAGAAAGGACUGACGUUGCGGUGACACAUAGGAUGUUGUGUUGAGGCCCAAACUUGAUUGGAGAAUUCGCAAACUACUGCCCCUCGGCACCGACAAAAGGGGAAACCUGAUGGAAACAGCCACGAGCCAAAUACGGGGCCCACCUACCGGCAACCCUUGCCCAGAAGCAAUGGGGCGGAAAUUUCUGUGUUCCCCACACUCGUGACCUUUUUACAUCACCUUAUGUACCCACAGGAGCUACUUCCUUCAUUUCCUUUAACUGUUGUCUGACAGUAGUGCUGACUGGAUAGGUAAGAGCCAGCAAGUGCCCUUAGGAUGCCGCGUGGGGAAAAAAAAGCAGCUGUAAUAAUUCCGAGGUGGGAAUAUAUUUAUUAUGUAGCGCUCUGGCUGAGAAGGAAGAGCCUGAGGGACGUAUCCGUGUGGGCACACCACUCUGCACACGCCUGUCCUCACUGGCCUCAUGAAGCCCCCCCACCCCCCACACCCCCCCCAGCAGGAUGGAAAUCAGGGCCAGGGCACUGGGCAGCCGUUAGAGGGAGCUGUGGAGCAGCCAGAGCAAUUUUUAACAAGCUCCUUUCUCUCUACUGUUUGCAAGGACCUGGUAGGCAAAUUACUUAGCUAUUAUUUAAAAAGAGAAAAAAGAAAAAAAUGUUUAAGAGAAGAGAGGGAAAUGGAAUGGAAGGAAUAUCUACCUUGAUUCUUUCCCUGCUUCAGGCUGUGGGCUUCAUUCCGCCUCCCCGCCGCGGCCCACAGCGGUCCAGGCCCCCGCCACAAGGAAAGGAAAGGGAGAGAUUCUCUCCGGUUGUGUGCUGUGAGCGGAGUUUUGCCCAGGGGGCCUCAGCACUCUUGGCAAAAAAAAAAAGAAACGUGUCCCGCCAACGCUAAUUCUUCCACCCUGCACCCUCUGCUCCUUACACAGCAUCCUCUGAAUCCAUCAACCCCACACGGGGUUUUGGGGGUUCUUGAGGUCUUUUCAGUAGUAGGCUAAGGAAGGCACGCUGUUCUCUCUGCAGGCUCUGCAGCCCCAGGGUACACUGCCUCAGAUUGAUUUAAUCUGGCCUUUUCAGCUUUCCCACUUUGCCUAGCUCUGUCAGCCUCAGGGUGUGUGUGGGGUGGGCGUGUGUGUGCAUGUGUGUGUGUAAGCGAACGCAUCCAGGGUAGUUUGGGGAGUGUCUGCAUGCACUUGUACGUUUCAUUUCUGCUCAAAUGUUGGUCUGGCUGUGCUGCAGCUUCGAAGGAACAUUUGCACAUAUGCGCAUGAGUCAGAGGUCAGGAGUGAGGCUGAGCCGCACCCAGCAAGGCAUCCUCCUUGGAAGGGUGCUGGUGCCAGAAGCCAGCAUACUGUGUGAUUGAGGUGACCCGGGUCAGCAGCACACUGAGGAGGAGACAGACCUCGGAUCGGGCUAGUUGUGGAGCUCAGAGCAUCACGCCAGAGUCCGCCAAUGUGGCAACACAAAUUUAAAGCGGAGCCUAGGAUUUCACUGAAACACACAUGUAAGACCCCAUCCUCAUUCCCGGAAGCUUCCAGUUGUGGCUCAGAUGAGAUAGGAGUCCGGUGAGGGAGGGUCUCAGCUCCAUGCACGGGAGGUUUUCACAUUUAUUCUCUUGCACUGGGGGGGCCUGUCUUGGAAUUGAAACUCUGUUUUAAGGCGAGAGGAGAGAUCAUUCAAAUUCUCUUCCUAUGCCUCUAAUAAUAAGAGCUCAGAAAUUCUUCCUGCCGGCACCGAGUAUUUGAACUAGUUAGUAACGGACUCCAGUGGCAAAAAGCAAGUAAAACAGUUCCAGGACGUGUACUGCGAGCCUCUAGCCUGUGACACCCUCUGUCACCUCUGUCACCGCUCUUCCCGAAGGGAUCGAAGCUGCCUGCCCUUUCAGCGCUAGACAUGGAAUGUUGAGGACUGUUCUCACAAAUAGGAACGUGUGCGUGUGUGUGUGUGUGCGCGCGCGUGUGUGCAUGUGUUGGACCUACUAACACAUUUUGCAAGUGGUUCCGAUGGAGUGGACGAAAGAAGACCCACUCCUCCUUGGCCAGAAGCCCCCAGAUCGCAGCUCGCAGUUCGGUGCCUGUUACCCCAUCAUCUCUCUGACCUCUCCUGCCCUGGCCGCCUCAGGUCCGCGUACCCUAGUCCUUGCUUCGCCCUGGCCCAGUGUGAGGAGUAAAGACCAUGGCGUAUUCCCAGUAAUCAGUAACAAGGAUGGCCAGAUGGGUCCCUGUGCUAGGCUGGUGGAGCGAGUUUUUUUCAUUACGGGGAUACUAAAGGACCCUCCAUAUUUUCUUUGGUUAAAUGAACUAUGACCCCUGCGCAUGCACAUCAGAUGUCAGUGUGAGGAAAAUUGUAAUGGUAGUCAAAGAUCUGAACCAAAAUCUGCUCCCGCCAAUGAAACUCUACUUCUGUUAUAUCUUUUGAAUUCAAUUCUGCAUCCAACUUGGGGAGUGGGGUUGGAAGCUUCUUUCCAUAUCAAGUGUCCUAGCUCAUUUAAACUACACCCAUGCAAAAAUGCAUUACCAGACAAAGUCAGUAGCCUCCUGUCUGUGGGCAGAGCAACGCUGUGCUCUGGGGAGGGGUCGUGGACAACCAUAGUGUGGAGAGAGUUCCCCAACUCCUGGCAGAAGACACCCGCUGGAGGGAUGGGUCGUGGGGCGACCCUGUUCUCCUAACCGCCAAAUCUAAUAUAUGGGCUACAGUGGCCUAUCCAUUUUUUUUUUAAUGGGGCUCAGCAUGCUUGUCCUAGCACUUCCAGGCCACUGUGCAGGGCAUCAGCGUUCUCUGCUCGAACCCCCACUGUGCACUGCCCCUAAAAAUUCCAUGUGUUAAUGCAGCCAAAUGAACAGGGAUUGGCAAACGUUCCUGGCACACACCCCAAGGGCUACACGUUGGAGUGUUGGGCCAAUUCGCGAUUCCUUAAGCACACACCGAAUUGCAUGAAACAGAAGAGGCCUCCGACAACAUGGAAGUCAGUGCUUCCUUUACGGUUUCUCCCAGGAGACUGUUUAGUCCUCCUGUGUGGUAUAAGAGGGGCGUGAAGAUCAUUUGGGAACUUGUACAGCCCGCUCUGCAUCCACAUUUUGGUUUGGGUUAGCUAGGAAAUGUUCUCGAUGUGACUUCUUCAAUGACUAACAAUCAACUGCCUGUUCUCUGCAACCUCACACGGAAGAGCCAGAGUUCGUGGGCAACACGACGCACGUUUCCUGUGCAGCUCGUGCUCUCCCUCUGGUUGUGCCCGUCAACUCUGCCUAGAGAAGUCUUGCUGGAAAUGUUUAUAAGCGUUCCCCUAAUUUCUUUACACUUGAAAGCAAACACCUUUUUCUAAAGAAUUGCUUCUCAGAUGAUUAUAUAGAAUACAUAUGCUUUUGCAAGUUAAAAAAAAUCGAAUUAACCGCUUUUGACUUGGUAGGUCUUUCUAAAAAUUCUUUCAAAAAGCUUGGUGUUCGUGUCCUGCGCGUCGAAGGGGCAGGUGCGCCCUCUCUCUGACUGUCAGGCAUGCUGGGGGAAGGAAAGGAACUCCGUGUCAUCUCCCCUUCUGUAUCCUCUGAAGCAAGCUCAAUUUUUACAAAUCACGUCUUCUGUAUUCCUGGGCACUGUUUAAUCUGCACUUCCUAGACCAGCCUUGACGUUCCUUGAUCUUUAAAAUCAUUUUCUUUUGAUCAACCAAGUGUGUGUGAGUAAGCCCUACACCUCACUCAUGAGUACUCCCUUUUGAAGAAUGUUCUAUUAAAAAAAGAUGAUCCCAGGCCUGAGAUUUACAGUUGACCCCACCUUAGAGUGUAAUGUACAUUAAGGAAUCUACCCAACUAUGUUGUAAUGAAAGAAAGAGAAACUCUUACUUUGGCUUUAAAAGAAAAGUCACCUUCCAUUUGCUGCCCAGGAAGCAAUGAGGUGAUGGAUAUGCUUUGCAUAUGGAUUUUUGUGUUUUCAUUUGGGCAAGUUCAAUAUAUGGCAAACUCAAAAAGAAAGGGGGAGGUGGUCCUUUGAAGCUGAAAGAAACGUUCUAAACAGUAUAUGCAUACACAACAAAAUUAAAUGCAACGUUUUCUGACGCUUGAUGUGAUUGACUGGCAAUUGUUAUCAUUAAAUACAAUUCUUCCUGAAAGUGUCGCUCUCAAGAGUGAAGACGCCAUGAGUCACUUUUGGAACCCAUUCACCAAAGGUAGGAAGAGACAAUACUAUUUACGCCAACAUUCAGAAAGGUGGUAAGCCCCUUAAUGAUGGUAUAUGCCAAUAUUUCUUUAUCCUGUGGAAGAAAAAACAGUUGUCCACAAUAUUGACCUUCCUUUUGGGUUCUGUGUACAAACCCGUCCCGUAACAAAUGUCUGUGGUUUCUGUGAGUUGCCGACAAUCCUGCAUCAAAUCUCUUACCAUCCUUUCCUUUUAAGUUGGGUUUAAUGGGAGUUUUUUUUUUGCUAGUGUCAAAAGACGUCCAGUUCUUCCUUCCCUCCCAUUUCAGAAAUAUGAAAGUGAAUAUUUGGAAGAACUGCUGUUGGAAAGAUGUGUCGUGUCCCCCAUGAAAGUGAGUGGGUGUCCAUCUGCGCCCCGAGUAACACAUACUAGUAUGCAGAGGUGGGGGCGGCCAGCCGGCCCCGCGUUGCUGUGCUUUACGGCCCUGACCUGUCCCGCGCUCCUGUCGCAAGCAGCACUCGCCGCUUCCCCACCCCGUACUCUGCAUCACUGUUGUACACUCACCACUCAGUGAAUAAAGUGUGUGCUUUAUUCUGUUCA
This is a messenger RNA of Hyaena hyaena (striped hyena), 7107 nucleotides long. It is a transcript of the gene ABLIM1, whose product is annotated as actin binding LIM protein 1. Bases 243 to 2357 code for a protein of 704 amino acids. Gene Ontology annotation, biological process: cilium assembly; cytoskeleton organization; lamellipodium assembly. Gene Ontology annotation, molecular function: actin filament binding. Gene Ontology annotation, cellular component: stress fiber; actin cytoskeleton. The record is from RefSeq and is a predicted model, not a curated record. Lineage: Eukaryota; Metazoa; Chordata; Mammalia; Carnivora; Hyaenidae. The transcript has 23 exons.